This is a messenger RNA of Hansenula ciferrii, 3681 nucleotides long. RefSeq names its product Ras family guanine nucleotide exchange factor CDC25 (gene CDC25). NCBI's taxonomy places the organism in Eukaryota, Fungi, Ascomycota, Saccharomycetes, Phaffomycetales, Wickerhamomycetaceae. Gene Ontology annotation, biological process: Ras protein signal transduction; positive regulation of GTPase activity. The coding region runs from base 1 to 3681 and encodes 1226 amino acids. Gene Ontology annotation, cellular component: plasma membrane. Gene Ontology annotation, molecular function: guanyl-nucleotide exchange factor activity; protein binding. The transcript has a single exon. The record is from RefSeq and is a predicted model, not a curated record.
AUGUCGAGUGCUGAAGAGAAGAAUCCAGGACAAUCGUUGUCUCCAGUUAGAAACAAUGACAAGUCUGAUGAAGUCAAACCUAUUGAUACAGUAUCUGUGAUUCAAGAGUAUAGAACUAAUAAGGCUAACAUGCUGAAUCUAUUGCCAGGAGAUACUGUUUAUGUGAUUGCGAAAUCAGAAACUGGUUGGUGGGAUGGUGUGAUUUUUACAAAUAAUGGUACUAUCAGGGGCUGGUUCCCUAGUUCAUACACUAAAAGUUGGAUAUCAAGUUUUGAACAACAACAAGAACAACAAGAACAACAACAAUCAACAUUGUUAUCAGUAUUGAAAUCAAACUUAAAUGAUGAUAAACCAAGAAAAAAUAGUAGUGUGAGUUUUGCUAGCUCAGAACAAAGUAAUCAUUCUGAUACACGUCAAUCCACAAAACAAUCAUUUUCCACUAUUAAUGAUCCACCAAGUAGACUUUCAAGUACAGGUAACAUCAAUAUUGUUAGUGCACAAGAAGCAGAGUCCAUUUUCAAUAGUACAGGAAGUUCAAAUGUUCCAAUAUGGGUCCCACAAGCUACAACUGAUGAUCAAAUCAUUUAUUAUAAUUCUGAAUUAAACAUAUAUUGUAAAGAAUUACCUUAUAUUGAAACACCAGAAAUUGAUGAAAAUACAAAAUUCAAUAUUCCAACUAAAGAAGAAGAUGAAUCAUUAUUAUCAAUUGUUAAUUUAAAAGAAAUUGGUAAAGAAAGAACAAAUAUUAAAAGUAGACCUUCUGCAUUAAGUUAUGAAAGAAAAAGUAGUGCAAGAGAAAGUUCAAGAUCAAAAUCUUCAUUACCAUCAUCAACAACUGUUCAUCCAUGGAACUCUUCAUUAUAUUCAACACCCGAUUUAUUUUAUUAUGAUCCAACUGAUAUCAAGACUUGGUCUGGAUUAAGAGAUGCUUUCAUAUAUUUUUUACAAUUAACAAUUGACGCACUACAGAAAAAAGUUGGUGUUUUAUUCUAUACUUAUUUCAAUAUUGCUUCAAGAUUAGAAGUGUUGAUUAAUUUAGCUUCAAGAUUAGCUCAACAUGAUUUACAAAAAUCUGGUUAUCAUAAUAGAGUUAAAAGAAGAUUGAAAAAAAUGUCAUCAUCAAUCGCUCAAAUUGGUAUUAAUGGUAAUUUAUAUUUAACAGUUUCUCAAGCUGAUGGAUCAGAUUCAUCAAAUAAGACUGUUUCAGAAAGAAAUUUUAGUACAAGUACUCAAGAUACAAUCAAAUUAGAAUCAAAACCAAUCUCAAUAGCUGAUAGUGAUACUUCAAAUGAAACUACUGUAAACGUUGGAACUUAUUUAAAUCAUGUUGAAAUGGAAGUUGAUUCAUUGAAAAAAAAUGCAAUCUCUGUUGUCAAAGUCUUCAUGCAAAUUUCUUCUAAUCAAUUUAAUGAACAACAUUAUUUACCACAAGUUUAUCCAAGAUUUUUAACUGGAUUUUUCUCAGGUGGAAAUUGGUCAAAUCCUUUCUUACCUGAACCAAAAGAUCCUUUUGCUGGUAAAGAAGUUGCCAAAUCUUUACAUCAUAAAAGAGUUCCUAAAACUAUUUUAAAUAAAGAAAAUUUGGAUAUUUUAACCGAUAAAAAAAAUCAAUUACAAGGAAUGUUGGAUGAUAUUUUAAAUAUUAUUCAAAAUAGGUCAAAUAAUCAGGCAAGAAAUGUUGAAGUUUUAUCAAAAGUUUAUAAAACAUUAGGAGUUUCAUCAAAAUAUAUUGAUAUUAUUGAAGGUUUAGAUUUUUCUGUUUUUUUAAAUUCAAGAAGAAAUUCAGCACCAAAUGGUGAUUUUGAUCCAUCAAAUAUAAUUUAUCCAAUUUUAACUGAAUUUUUUGAAUCAAAACAAGAUUUACGUGAUAUUUUUGUAUCUAUUAUAAUGGAAUCUCAAAACUUAACUUUAGAUGAUCCAACUGUUUUCCGCUCAAUUAAAGAAGAUUCAUUAGAUAGUACUAAUAAGUUUGCAAACGUUGAACCAGAAAAGACUGCCAAACAAUUAGAAACUGAGUUACAAAAAAUUGAUGUUGAAGGUGAUGAAGAUAUUUCAAUUAAUCCAGAUAAAAAUUUAGCAGAAUCUAUUAUCAAAUCAUUUAGACUAUUGGAAAUUUCUUUAGUUUUAGUUCAACAAUUAACUACAGAGAGAGAAGCCGUUUUAAGUUAUGCUACAAGAGUUAUGAAUGAAGAUUUUAAUUAUGAAAUAUUAAUUUCCGAAAGAGAAGAUAGUACAUUUGCAACUGAUGAAUAUGCUUUACCUGCUAGUAACACCAAUAGACAUCAAACAAAAGAUGUACCCUGGUAUUUAGAAUCUGAAGAAUUUAAUCUAAUCUUCACUAAUAAUGAUACAGUUAAAGGUGGUACAAGAGAAGCUUUAAUUCAAAGGUUAACACAUCACGAUUCAUUAGAUGCAUCGUUCAACAUGACUUUUUUGAUAACGUUUAGAAGUAUGUUCAAAACAACUGAUCUGAUUAAACAAUUGAUUAAAAGAUUUAAUAUUCAACCUCCAGAGAAUUUAGCCUAUGAAGAAUAUACCGACUGGGUUGAAAAAAAAUCACAACCUAUUAAGUUAAGAGUUGUUAAUAUUAUGAAGACACUGUUACAAAAAUAUUGGAUUCCAUGUUAUAUUGAACCUCAACUUGCUAAUGUUUGGGUCCCAUUUGUUAAAGGUUUAAUUGAGCUAAAAUUCCCAAGUAGCGAUCAAUUAUUUAAUGAAAUUAACAAUAAGAUUGUUAAUUAUGCACCAAAGCCAGAACCGGAAUCAACAUCACAAAUCCCAACAGAGUUCAACGUUAAGACAAAACGCCAGAGAUUAACUGAUUUGAAUUAUGACGAAUUUGCUAGACAGCUAACUGUGAAAGAGUUUGAAUUAUAUUCCAAAAUUACACAAACAGAAUGUCUUGAUAAAACUUGGAAUAAAAAAUAUGGUUCUUUUGGUGGAUUUCCUCAUAUUCAAAAAUUCAUUGCAAAUUCAAAUGAUUUAACAAAUUUUGUUUCCACUGAAAUUGUUAGUCAUAAUGAUGUUAAAAAAAGAGUUACAGUGAUUAAAUAUUUUGUUAAUGUUGCAGAAAAAUGCAGAAGUUUAAAUAAUUUUUCAUCAAUGACUGCUAUUAUUUCAGCUUUAUAUUCUUCACCAAUUCAUAGAUUGAAAAAAACAUGGAAAUCUGUACCAGAAAAGACCAUGACAUUAAUGAACAAAAUGAAUGAUUUAAUGAAUUCAACAAGAAACUUCAGUGAAUAUAGGGAACAUUUGAGAUUCAUUAUUGAUAAACCAUGUGUUCCAUUUUUGGGUGUUUAUCUUUCUGAUUUAACAUUUACAACAAAUGGUAAUCCGGAUCAUUUACAUGGUGAUAAUAAAUUGGUUAAUUUUGCUAAAAGAACCAAAACAGUUGAAAUUUUAAGAGAAAUUUCAAGAUAUCAAUCUAUACCAUAUAAUUUGAGAAAAAAUGAUGAAUAUCAAGAUUUCAUCUAUUACCAUUUAUCAGAUCUAAUGACUAUUGAUGAACAAUACAAUAGAUCAUUGAUCAUUGAGCCUAGAGUUAGAGUAUCACAAGCUCUUAAUAACAACAGAGGUGGGUCUGGUGGUAAUAGUUCAGGAACAAGUAAUGGAACUAAACCUGGCUCUAGAUCUGUAAGAGUAUUUCAACACUUUGUGAACCAUUCUGCUGCGAUCAGUUGA